Cricetulus griseus (Chinese hamster) is the source of this 2432-nucleotide messenger RNA. NCBI's taxonomy places the organism in Eukaryota, Metazoa, Chordata, Mammalia, Rodentia, Cricetidae. The record is from RefSeq and is a predicted model, not a curated record.
CAGGAUUCCUGGUUUUUAAGCCUGAACUGAUCUCUCGGCUGGAGCAAGGACAAGAGCCAUGGGUCCUUGACCUACAGGGAGCAGAGGGGACAGAGGCACCAUGGAUUUACCAGACAGAUUCUGCUAUUAGAACUGAUCACAAGCAGACCUGUGAGUAUACAAACAUUCCCAAAAGUCAGCUUCCUGGCUUUGGAGACAAUUUGGAUUCUAAGGUCUGGUCAGAGAAUUUUUCAAGUAGCCUGGGACUAAGAGUGAGUGGCUCACUUUUUCAGAAACAUCACUUGACUAAUGAGACUAUGGCUCCCAAGGACACUGUCCAGGAAUGUAAGGAGCUACAGGCCACUGUUCUGGGUUAUCAGCCUUCUGAACAGACAGACAGUGUGAAAGGAUCAUCAGAAAACUGUGAAGUGUGUGGUAGAGUCUUUAGAACAGCUUUGACCCUGGAUCCGUAUCUGGGAGUGAAUGUGCAGGAAAAACCAUACAGAUGUCAAGAGUGCCAAAAAAAAUCCUCUGUCUGCUUAGAGGAGAAACACACAAGUCACUGCCCUGAGAAGAAACCUUAUGAAUGUGAGGAAUGUGGGAAAGGCUUCAGGCUGUGUUCACAGCUCAGUCAGCAUCAGAGAAUCCACACUGGAGAGAAACCAUUUAAGUGUGUUGAUUGUGGGAAAGCUUUCCGUUUGAGCUCCAAACUGAUACAGCAUCAAAGAAUUCAUACUGGAGAGAAGCCUUACAGAUGUGAGGAAUGUGGGAAAACCUUUGGUCAGAGCUCAAGCCUUAUCCAUCAUCAGAGAAUCCACACAGGAGAAAGGCCCUAUAGUUGUCAGGAGUGUGGGAAAGCCUUCAGCCAGCAAUCACAGCUGGUCAGACAUCAGAGGACUCACACUGGAGAGAGGCCCUACCCCUGCCAUAAGUGUGGCAAGGCCUUCAGCCAGAGCUCAACUCUAGCCCAGCAUCAGAGAAUGCACACUGGGGAGAAAUCUCAAAUGCCAGGAGCUUCAGAAAGCCCAAGCCUCACUGCCCAUGAGAAAAAUAGCACUGCAGAGAAGCCAUUUAAGUGUGAGGAGUGUGGGAAAGCUUUCAGGUGGAUCUCUCGCCUGAGUCAGCACAGGCUGAUUCAUACUGGAGAGAGACCUUAUAAGUGCAACAAGUGCACAAAAGCCUUUGGUUGUAGCUCACGGCUCAUUCGCCAUCAGAGAACUCACACUGGAGAAAAACCAUUUAAAUGUGAUGAAUGUGGGAAGGGCUUUGUCCAGGGCUCACAUCUUAUUCAACAUCAGCGAAUUCAUACGGGAGAGAAGCCUUAUGUGUGUGACGACUGUGGGAAAGCCUUCAGCCAGAGCUCCAGUCUCAUUUACCAUCAGAGGAUUCAUAAGGGAGAGAAGCCAUAUGCAUGCAUCCAAUGUGGAAAAGCCUUUAGUAUGAGCACACAGCUCACUAUCCACCAGAGGGUUCACACUGGGGAAAGGCCCUAUAAGUGUAGUGAGUGUGGAAAAGCCUUCAGUCAAAAUUCAACUCUUUUCCAGCACCAGAUAAUUCAUGCUGGAGUGAAGCCCUAUCAGUGUAGUGAGUGUGGGAAGGCCUUCAGCCGGAGCUCAUACCUUAUUGAACACCAGAGAAUCCACACUCGAGCCAAGUGGUACUGUGAAUUUGGAAACACUGUUGAAAGUAGCUCCUUUUUGAAUGCUAAGAAAGUGAACACUGUAAAAAAAUUGCACCAGUGUGAUGACUGUGAUAAAAUAUUUAGGUGGCGUUCACACCUAAUUAUACACCAGAGGAUUCACACAGGAGAGAAGCCUUACAAAUGUAAUGCUUGUGGCAAAGCUUUUAAUCGGAGCUCAAGGCUCACUCAGCACCAAAAAAUUCAUGUGGGAUAAGUCCUUUACCUAAAGGUCUUGGUUAAUUCUCUAUUGCUGUGAUGACACCUUGGCCAGGGUAACUUUCAAAAGUACUUAUUUAGGGCUUACAGGUCCUGAGAGCAUUCAUGGCCGUCAUGGUGGGGAGCAUGGCAGAGGCAAGCAGGUAGGCAGGGUGCUGGGGAGUAGCUGAGAGCUCACAUCUUGAGACAGUUGCUAGGCAGAGAGGACUAACUGGACAUGGAGUCUUUUGAAACCUCAAAGCUCACCCCCAGUGAUACACCCCCUCCAAGACCACACCUUCUAAUAAUUUCCAAACAGUUCCUCCGAGGACAAGUAUUCAUACAGAUGAGCCUAUGAGAGCAUUCUCAUUCAAACCACCGCACUAUAUAAAUAUGUAACUGUGAAUAAACCUGAAGCCUUAUUUUAUUUGGGUAAUUUAUGCUAACAGAAACUUGAGAAUGCUGAGGGAGAUUCAGAUUUUUUCUUAAGAAUAUUCUACUGUUGAAACCAUUUUGUUUUGUUUCUGUAAUGUUUGGCAUUUACCCACUAAAUAAAGUGUGUGUCACACUCAAAGUA